This is a messenger RNA of Lachancea thermotolerans CBS 6340, 1764 nucleotides long. RefSeq names its product aromatic amino acid transmembrane transporter TAT2 (gene TAT2). The transcript has a single exon. Gene Ontology annotation, biological process: amino acid transmembrane transport. Lineage: Eukaryota; Fungi; Ascomycota; Saccharomycetes; Saccharomycetales; Saccharomycetaceae. Gene Ontology annotation, molecular function: amino acid transmembrane transporter activity. Bases 1 to 1764 code for a protein of 587 amino acids. The record is from RefSeq and is a predicted model, not a curated record. Gene Ontology annotation, cellular component: membrane.
AUGCAAGAGGUACCGCCCUCUAGGUUUCACGACAAGGACAUCGAGAGCUAUGUAGAAACGUGCGUCACCGGCCAAGAGAUUAAAAUAGGCGAUGGCAGCGAAAAGACCAGCACCCCGUCUACGGUGGUGAACCACCGGGGUACCAAGCGAAACAUAAUACAGCGAAUGGUGGACUCUUUCAAGCCGCCUUUGGAUGGUUCAUUCCAUUCUGACAACUUGAAAAAGUCGCUGAAGGCAAGGCAUUUGAUCAUGAUAGCAAUUGGCGGCAGCAUAGGGACCGGCCUGUUUAUUGGGAGUGGCAAAGCUCUCGCUGUGGGAGGCCCUCUAGCGCUGAUCAUAGGAUGGACAGUCGCCGGGACGCAGAUGGUUGGCACGAUUCACGGGCUGGGCGAGAUCACGGUGCGGUUUCCAGUAGUGGGUGCGUUCGCAGACUACGGAACGCGGUUUUUGGAACCCAGCAUAAGCUUUGUGGUGGUGCUGAUCUACGUUCUGCAGUGGUGUUUCGUGUUGCCGCUCGAAAUCAUAGCUGCUGCAAUGACAGUAGAAUACUGGGGGUCUUCUGUGCCACCUGUUGCAUGGGUUGCCAUCUUCUACGCGUUUAUUGCUUUGGUUAACCUGCUCGGUGUAAGAGGCUUUGGAGAGGCUGAGUUCAUCUUCUCUCUUAUCAAGGUGCUUACAAUUAUUGGCUUCAUCAUUCUGUGCGUGGUACUCAUCUGUGGCGGGGGCCCUAAACACGAAUUCGUCGGCGCAAAGUACUGGAGUGACCCAGGUCCCCUAGCCAAUGGAUUCAAAGGUGUCGCUGCCGUAUUCGUUAUAGCAUCGUACUCCUUAGGUGGUACGGAAAUGGCGUGUCUUGCCUCAGGCGAGACAGACCCCAAAGAGCUACCCAGCGCCAUCAAACAGGUGUUCUGGAGAAUAGUAUUCUUCUUUUUGGUGUCCUUAACGCUUGUGGGCUUCCUCGUUCCAUACACAAAUGAGAAUUUAAUGGGAGGCUCCUCGGUGGACAACUCACCCUUUGUUAUUGCGAUUCGUUUGCACGGAAUAAAGGCGCUGCCUUCUGUCGUGAAUGCAGUUAUCUUGGUGAGUCUAUUGAGCGUCGGAAAUUCAUGUAUUUUCGCCUCAAGUCGGACACUCUGCUCCAUGGCGCAUCAGGGAUUGAUCCCUCGCAUUUUCGGAUACAUCGAUAGAGCAGGCAGACCGCUCGUAGGUAUUUUGACCAACCUCGCCUUUGGCUUACUAGCGUUCCUUGUCAAAUCCAGCUCUUCCGACGACGUUUUCACCUGGCUGAUGGCCAUUGCAGGCCUGGCCACUUGCGUUGUCUGGCUCAGCAUCAAUGUUUCCCAUAUCCGCUUCAGAAUGGCCAUGAAAGCACAAGGAGUUUCUUUGGACGAGCUGGAGUUUGUGAGUGCCGUGGGGGUCUAUGGCUCUGUGUAUUCAGCGACUAUUAACGUGCUAAUUCUGGUUGCCCAAUUUUAUGUUUCACUAUGGCCGGUUGGCGGCUGGAGCAGCCCUAGUACCCGCACAGAGAACUUCUUCCAGAACUACCUGUGCUCUUUGAUUCUUCUUCUCCUAUUCGCCGGGCAUAAGAUCUACUACAGGAUAUCGACGGGGAAGUGGUGGGGAUUCAAGGCGUUGCGUGACAUUGAUCUCUUGACAGAUAUGCGUGUUACAGACACCGAGCUGAGCAAACAUGAAUUGCAUGAAAAAAGGGUUAAGCUGGCACAAAAGCCUCUCAUUGUGCGCCUCUACCACCAGUGGUGCUAA